This is a messenger RNA of Varroa destructor (honeybee mite), 2103 nucleotides long. Its product is annotated as acetylcholinesterase-1-like. Gene Ontology annotation, molecular function: acetylcholinesterase activity. Lineage: Eukaryota; Metazoa; Arthropoda; Arachnida; Mesostigmata; Varroidae. The record is from RefSeq and is a predicted model, not a curated record. Gene Ontology annotation, biological process: choline metabolic process; acetylcholine catabolic process. Gene Ontology annotation, cellular component: plasma membrane.
GUGGACACGCGCGAACCAGUUACUAAACAGAUUCAUGUGAAAAAUGUCUCCGGUAUUGAACAGUACGACGUGCUCAACCAAGAUAUAUAUAACACGGACUCUAUCAACAAUCAUAUGUUUCAUUUGUUUAAUGUCAUCAUCAAUUGUAAACAAUGUGGCAGCCCAGGAACCCAUCGAGGUGCAAUACGUGAACGUCAAAACCGAGGUGGGUAAUCUGCGUGGCUAUAAGAUGAGAUCGAUCGAGGGUAAGGAUAUCAAUGUUUUCAUUGGAGUACCAUUUGCCAAACCGCCUGUGGGAAAGCGUCGUUUUAAGCGCCCCGAACCUCUGGAUCCUGUCGACCCGAACAUCACUAGAGACGCACUCACGAAAAAGCCGAUGUGUCCACAAAUCCCGAUGAUUGUACCAGGUAUCAGGCUCGAAAACGAAAUGAACGAUGAUGAUUGUCUCUAUAUGAAUAUUUUUGCCUCAGCCGACACGUCGAGCUCAGAAAAGAAGCCUGUUAUGGUGUACUUUUAUGGGGGCUUCUACCAGUGGGGAGACAAUAACCUUGCUCUGUACGACGGAGUGGAGUUUGCAGCCGAAACCGAUUCGGUGAUCGCUUUUCCGGCAUACCGUGUCAGCUUGUUUGGCUUCUUGAAUUCUACGGGUAAGUCGGCUCCUGGGAACCAGGGUCUGUUCGACCAACUCUUAGCGCUCAAGUUUAUCCAACGCAAUGUGGAGUUUUUUGGUGGCGACCUCAACUUAGUAACAAUUGCUGGACAGAGUGCAGGCGCCAUUUCAGCCUCAAUACAUACGUCGUCUCCAGCUACAAAGGGUCUAUUUCGUAGAGCUCUUCUGUUAAGCGGAGCUGCGAAUACUUUAGCGUUUUUUAAAGAGGCAGACGGCCAGAACCUGCUAUUCACAGUAGCCAACUUUAUGGACUGUUUCAACAACAAUCGUUCGGUAGUUGAACAAUAUGAUUCGAUGGCGGACUGCCUGGCGACAAAGGAUCGUCUAGCUUUACUCGAUCAGUUAUCGAAAUUGGAUGGAGGAUAUAAGCUAGCCUUUGGUCCCGGCCGGGACGGUCAGAUCAUUGCAGGAGACAUCCGCAGGCCCACGACCCUCGAGUACAAUGUUGAGGAUAUUAUGAUGGGAACCACCGAUACAGACGGAGAAUUAGUGCUUCGCCAAGUGAUGGGACUUGAGCCUGCGUUCGAAGAUCUCGCUCGCAGUUCGGGCCCCGAUAUUGCUGUGAAAUUGGCACUUAAACAGAUGUAUGAGAUAUCGACCAUCUCUGCGGCCGAAAUGUAUUCCGCAUACAUUACGGACCAGGACACGGAUGAUGGAUUUGAUGCCGUCUUGAAAAAGGCUCCACGAAUGUUCACCGAUGUUUCGUUUGAUUGCCCGGCCAAAUUCUAUAUGAACUCCGUGGAAAAAGUAAAUGGCAAAAAAACUAACAUCUACCGCUACGUCCUCAAAGAGCCUCGCGCAAAGGUGUUUGUUGAUGCGAUGGGGGCCGGACCCGCCACUCAUACCGAUGAUGUAAUGUUUUUCCUCGGAAUCGCACUCAAUAAGGAUGUAAAACGUCCUUGGGAUCCAAGAACUCCGGCAGCACUGCAAAUGACCUUAGAUAAUUAUACCGACGAGGACAGGAAGUUAGCCAAGGAUAUCCUCCGUUCUGUCAAGGAAUUCAUGAUAAACGGCAAACCCACCCUUCCUGGAAAAACUGAUUUAUGGCCUAAGUAUUCGGAAACGAGUCCGUCUGUUGUGAAUCUCACUCCCAAAACCAUCUCGGUCACUGAAGGCCCUGUUUCGAAACUGUGUCACCUCUGGGCUCCUUAUCUUAUCUCAAGUGACAUCGCUGAACUUUACGGGUUUUCUACCACAACCACGACGACAACAACAACAAAGCCCAUUUAUCGGAAAGCGAAAACUAUUAUUAAGAAUGGACGCAGAUUGUCAAAAUCUCGACAUCCAGACCGUUACCAAAACUCCGCGCCUACAGGCAACUUCUCGCACGGACAAGUAAUAACUGUAUUGUCGGCCACCACCUGCAUGCUACUAUUGGUCAAAGAAGCACUUACGUGCAAUUACUAAGAACAUUACCGUUAUGGUGUACUCGU